Dendrobium catenatum is the source of this 1321-nucleotide messenger RNA. RefSeq names its product protein SYS1 homolog. The transcript is spliced from 4 exons. Gene Ontology annotation, cellular component: trans-Golgi network; Golgi membrane. Gene Ontology annotation, biological process: Golgi to endosome transport; Golgi to plasma membrane protein transport; protein localization to Golgi apparatus. The record is from RefSeq and is a predicted model, not a curated record. Lineage: Eukaryota; Viridiplantae; Streptophyta; Magnoliopsida; Asparagales; Orchidaceae. Bases 488 to 946 code for a protein of 152 amino acids.
CGAUUGGCCUUUUGCGUGCGGAUCCCUUUCGUGCUACUUUACUUUCCUGCUGACUCCUCCCGAAUCCGGAUUUCCCAAUUUUAUUGAAUACCAAAAGCUCGCAGGGAAGCCCUCUAUCAACUGGAUCAACUUCGCGAGAUCUUCAGCUCGCGCAGGGAAGCCCUUUAUAGACUUCGCGAGAUCUUCUAAUGGUUACUCCACUUUGAAACAGGUACUUCUUGUUAGGUUGUUUUUUGGGCCUAUUCUCAUAAAUUCGACGAAUUGAGAUUAUCUGGAGGGGGUUUCGGAAAAUUUUCCUGGAUUUAAGAUUGAGGAAAUUGUGCUUUCUCCUGCUCAUUUUUUUUGUUUGACGAAUUCCGAAUUCUGACAACAUCAGUCGUUGAAGAAUCUCAUCGGGUUUUUCUUUUCUCUGUAAUGGCCAAAUUUUAAGAGGAAGGUUUUCGUUUGGCAAACAAGGGCUACAUUGCUCACAACUUUCAGGGGAAUAAUGUUUUACGGUGCCGUGGUCUGGGAUCCAUGGCUUAUUGUUUCCCAGAUAGUGUGCCUCCAGUGCUUAUACUACCUAACGCUUGGAAUUCUUUUGUCUAUUCUUGUUGGAGCCCGCGUUUCUCGAAUGAGCCUCGUGUAUUUCUUCGACUUUUCUACCCUAACCGCUUCCACAGUAACUGGUUGGCUUGCGAUUGCUGGGUUUCUCCUAAGUUCAGUAGCCGGGGCAGGGUACAUUCUUUUCCUGAUUGAGAGAGCAAAGAAGUGUUUAGACUUCUCAGCCACUCUCUACAUUAUCCAUCUUUUUGUGUGUAUCAUGUAUGGAGGAUGGCCAUCAUCUUUGACAUGGUGGAUUGUGAACCUCACGGGUUUAGUAUUGAUGGCACUGCUUGGUGAGUGGCUGUGCAUUAGGCGUGAAUUGCGAGAAAUUCCAAUUACAAGACUCCGUUCAAAUGUUUAAUGAUGGUGAUUGGAAGGCGACAGACCUUCAGCAACUUAUAUCACUUUACAACAGAUAUGGAGAAGUUCUCCAAGAUCAAGAAUGGUACGAAUUCUUAAGCAAGCAUAUUGCAGUGAGGACUCCUGCUUGUAUGUUAUUGCUUUUAGUCUGAUUUUUCCUCCAGUGAGGACUCCUGCGUGUAUGUUAUUACUUUUUGUCUGAUUUUUCCUCUCAUCAUGGUGCUUUUAGAGGAUUUUGCGGGAAUGAUUUGGCUUAGCCUAACAUUAUAGAUGAUCACUUGUAUGCAAUCCUGUUUUCAAUUCAUUAUUUUUAAUGAUGCAUGAUAUUCAAACUUUUUAUAAGAAAUUCCCCGAAGUAUUCUAAAUCUUUGGUUUA